Molecule: messenger RNA, 2139 nt
Organism: Penicillium vulpinum
Lineage: Eukaryota; Fungi; Ascomycota; Eurotiomycetes; Eurotiales; Aspergillaceae
Exons: 1
Coding region: 1-2139 (712 amino acids)
Source: RefSeq, a predicted model, not a curated record
AUGGACAACGAAAGGGCAACCUUCCUGAAGGAGCUCCAUAGCGACCUUGCCCGCAAAUGCCAAAAGCAUGCCACCGUGGUUGAGACUAACUGGCGGUCCUUUAACCCCAAUGAACGAGCGAAUUGUUUCAAGGCUGGGGCUGCAGACGGUGUUGUCUUGAAACAUUCCUUGGAUCGGUCUCUGGGGAAUGUCUACAAAAUCAUCCCAGACUUGAAUUUACACGACAUCAUGUCCGAUCCAGACUACCUUUUGAACCUUCUCAAACAUCGAGCUACAAAGACCCUCUUUGAACAGUACUGUGAAGGAGUCAAUGGUGGCCCCGGAGAUUAUGCCAUGAUCGAAGAGUCAGUGCGCACACGUGGACUCAAGCAUGUCAACUCCUUUAAAAACUGUUACACUAUGUUCCAAGGAUCCAUGUACGCCAUUUCUGUUCAAGUGCUAGCUAAAGAGGCCUUGGCCGCUCUUGAACCCGCAAUCCGUGCUCACGUCUGUCUUCCCCAAUCGGUCGGAGAGUUCGUUAUGCACAGACAGAUCUACACCUUGCAGACUCUCAAUAUUCUCAUUGAGGAUAUUUUAGACCAAGGCUCGAAAAGCCGGGCUCAGAAGGCCCCGACAAAGAAAGAGAAGCCCACGAAGCCCACUGAUACCGAACCUCCUGUGGCUGUGUCAAAAUCAGUUGCCCAGCCCCCACGGAAAAAGCUUACACUUUCCGACCUAGUCGCUAGUGCUCGUGAUCACCAAGAUAGACUUGAAGAGUACCUGCGUUUGCUCUCUACUGAGCCUGUUGUGCUUGCUCACGCUGUGAAUAUUUGGUUCUUCAGCCGCCCAGAACUCAUUCCCGACGAAAAGGGUCGCCGAUUACCCGUCCACACUGACAAAUAUAUCAGUGCUGCUGUUUUUGAGGCUAUCCACAGUUCAAUCCAGGGAGCCGCUACCUGGAACUACAUUGCUAGCAUCCUCGAGCUCCUCGAGAAAAGGGCUGAAGAUAGGGCCUGUCGAGCCGUUCUACUUCAAGAGAUCUCCAACAUAUGUCAACUAGAACUCAACCGAGCGCAGACUCUUUUCAAGCGCCAUGUUCAGACUGCUACGGGAUCCAAUUGGUUUAAGCGAACAUCCAACAUGUAUGACAGCGCCGGGAACCCACGCGUUGGCAUAAAAGGCAAACCGGAGGACCUUACUGUAUCCGAUCCUCAGCUUCAUUAUAUGUUGCGUCUCUGUCAGCCAAAACUUACUGUUUCCAAUGCCAUAACCUGGAUGCAAAAACUCAGCGAGUUUCAAAAAAGCCAUCCUCGGGAGCGAGAGAAGCUGGUGGAGAGUGAGGCCGACUCAUUGGGUGACCUAGCUAUAAUUAUAGGAUUUAUCCUGGACUUUUCUUCUGUGAUUCCGAUUCCUUCAUUUUCCAACAAUAAGGGACAGAUGUUUGUCUCUAAAUCACGGGAGGUGGAAUCUGAAUUCAACCAUGUGAAGGAUCAACUUGACCUACUCGAUUUUGUCGUUCCCAUCGACAACCUCCUAGAGCCGGGAGCUGCCGUUGGAGCUUUGAAAAAACUAGACCAAUUCGCCAUCGAAAAAUUUGGCACAAAAAUGGGAUUCGUGUACCAAGAUAUGGUCGCGGACUGUUUGUCUGGUGUUCAGGAGCAAUGCGAGGAUGUCGAAGCGAGAUUUGCUCAGGGAUUAAAGGCUGAAUUCCUUUCAGCCCUAGGACAGAGCGCGGAGUCGACAACAAUCAGAGUCGAACAGCGGAAGCAAAAAGAAAAGACACGCCCCUCGCAUUCGUCUGUAUAUGACAUUGUUGUAUCUACGAAGCCGGCUUCUCCACAGGAGCCUGCGUUACCGCAGACCUUCAACAUAGAUGAUUCGACAGCUGAGAUCUUCAAAGGACUGUUCUGCAAGUCCGAAUCGCGUGGGUCAGUACCCUGGGUGGGUUUUACAGAAGCAAUGACCAAAUUGGGAUUUUCAGUAAACCCGAAGUAUGGCUCUGUUUACACGUUUUACCCACCAGAGAGCAUGGCAGCGAGGAAGUCAUUGACCCUCCACCGGCCACAUGGGCCAAAGAUCGAAGGAUACCGGUUGCUGAUGAUAGCCCGGCGGGUGAGGACCUUGUACGGAUGGGGCGAAGAGACAUUUCGAGUUGAAUGA